AUGUCAAAAGCCGAGUCCUCCAAAGCCGCCGCCAGCAAUGGCGUCAAACCCAACCCCAAUGCGGCUGGCGGUGCAAACUACGAGCUGCCAUGGGUAGAGAAAUACCGUCCUGUCUACCUCGAUGAUGUCGUCGGCAAUACCGAAACCAUUGAGCGCCUCAAGAUCAUCGCAAAAGAUGGCAACAUGCCCCAUAUGAUCAUCUCCGGUAUGCCUGGUAUCGGCAAAACCACGUCCAUCCUCUGUCUCGCACGCCAACUCCUCGGUGAUGCCUACAAAGAGGCUGUCCUCGAACUCAAUGCCUCGGACGAACGUGGUAUAGACGUCGUCCGCAACAGGAUAAAGGGCUUUGCGCAGAAGAAAGUCACAUUGCCCCCGGGCAGGCAGAAGCUGGUCAUCCUCGACGAAGCGGACAGUAUGACCAGCGGUGCACAACAAGCUCUGAGGAGGACAAUGGAGAUAUACAGUGCAACAACCCGAUUUGCAUUCGCUUGCAACCAGUCGAACAAGAUCAUCGAGCCGCUACAAUCGAGAUGCGCCAUCCUCCGAUACGCCCGCCUUACCGAUGCGCAAGUCGUGCGUCGCGUCAUGCAGAUUUGCGAAGCCGAAGACGUGAAAUACUCAGACGACGGAAUUGCGGCACUAGUGUUCUCAGCAGAGGGAGAUAUGCGACAAGCCAUCAACAACCUGCAGUCGACAUUUGCUGGUUUCGGCUUCGUCAAUGGCGACAAUGUCUUCAGGGUGGUCGACAGCCCGCAUCCCAUCAAGGUGCAAGCCAUGAUCAAGGCGUGCCAUGAGCAGCGUAUCGACGAUGCUCUGACAUCACUGAAGGAGCUGUGGGAUCUGGGAUACUCGUGUCAUGACAUCAUCAGCACAAUGUUCAAAGUUACAAAGACGAUUGACACGCUGAGUGAGCACGCAAAGCUGGAGUUCAUCAAGGAAAUUGGCUUUACCCAUAUGCGCAUCCUUGAAGGCGUACAGACCCUUCUGCAAUUGUCUGGCUGUAUUGCGCGCUUGUGCAAGAUCAAUAUGCAGCCCCAGCUGUUCGCACUCCCUACAUCGAAAUGA
Molecule: messenger RNA, 1065 nt
Organism: Alternaria ventricosa
Lineage: Eukaryota; Fungi; Ascomycota; Dothideomycetes; Pleosporales; Pleosporaceae
Gene: RFC4
Product: replication factor C subunit 4
Exons: 3
Coding region: 1-1065 (354 amino acids)
Biological process (GO): DNA-templated DNA replication; DNA repair
Cellular component (GO): Ctf18 RFC-like complex; Rad17 RFC-like complex; Elg1 RFC-like complex
Molecular function (GO): ATP hydrolysis activity; DNA binding; DNA clamp loader activity
Source: RefSeq, a predicted model, not a curated record